AUGGGAAAAGGAUCUUCCGUCGAACAUGCGUGUGUACUUCGGCGUCGAAAAACGAUGGUAGCGCUGGAACCAUUACCUCCAACAUCUGGUUUAUGGGCAAGAAUAUCAAGAAAAUUUUAUUCUCUUAUAAUAUUAAAUAUGCAAAGUAAUCAAUGUAAGAAGUUCUACAAUCAUCCAUCUUUUAUGCGAGCAGAGUUGAGGAGACACGUUCAUUCGAAUUUCAGCCACUUCUUUCAUCCCUUUAGUAAAUUGUCCUCGUUUGUAGAUAAACUUUUAUAUAUUUUGCUAUUACAUAGAACCUUUUUAAUCAUAUAUGCCGAUAAGAAACCCUCAGGUAUUUUUGAAACUUGUGUGAUAAGGGAUGCAAUUCAUAUUAUUAUAAUGAUAACACGAUUUUUUACUGGAUAUAUCGAUAAGAAAACCAAAGAAGUGUGUUUAGAACCAUCUAGAAUUGCGAGAAACUACAUCACAUCAUAUUUCAUAUUAGAUGCUUAUUUGGCUGUUGAGGAAUAUAUUUAUAUAACAAAACUGGAAUUAUGGAAAAUUGCUACUAAUGUCAUUAGUUUCUUCGUUUAUCUAAUCAGAUUCAAAUCGUUAAAUCAUGUUAUGGAUGAUUAUCUGAAUUUGUUAGGUACAAACAAUCAUUCAGCUUUUAUUUUAUAUAACACACUAUUAUUAACAUUUAUUCUACAUGGAUUUUCUAGCCUCAUGUAUUGGGUACCAACGCAUAUCUACCGGUAUAAUAAAAAUUUUCCUGAAAAUUCUUGGAUAAAUCGCAAGGACUUGAGUUUCACGGAAUAUAAUGGAAGUACUUACAUCGCUUGUUUUUUCAUUGUGAUUUCCUAUUUUCUUGGAUCAACUCAUUUUGAUCUUGUAACCGAACCCAUCGAACAACUUUUGCUGUUUGUUCUCACAUUUUCCGGUAGAAUGUGUACACUAGUAGUUAUAGCGAGAGUACUUAUUUAUUUCGGAUAUUCAGACGUUUCCGAGAGCGAAUAUGAGAAUAUGGUGUUCCAACUGUAUAAUUACAUGAGGACUAUGAAAGUACCCAAGGAAAUACAAGAGGUCAUUUUGGAAAGGAUGAAGUAUACUUACCAAAAAAAGUAUUUCAACGAAAAUGAAAUAUUGAGUACUUUAACAGAACAGAUGAAAACAGAAUUGUUCAUAUACGGAGCGAAACAUUUGAUAGCAAAAUGUCCUCCACUACAAUCAUUGGAUCGAUUCGAGAUAUCGAAACUUUUCGUUCAUAUGAAAACUCACAUAUUUUCACCACAUGAAGUUAUUCAAAAUUAUGACGAUAUACAGCCUUAUAUAUUCUUCAUUUCCUCUGGAAUGGUCGCGGGUUAUACGAACGACGCAAUCCAGUUCCUAAUAUUAGGAGAAGGGGACGUUUUGGGGAUGAUAAGAUCGUCGCCCAGUGAACCGCCUUGGUAUUCUUCUCUAUUUAUUUCUGUAGAAACCACAGAAGUUUAUUCUAUCCAUUAUAAAAAUUUAAAACUGGUGACUGAAGCAAAACAAGAACAUUUUACGAAAUAUUUCAGAGCUUUAUUACUCGAAAGACAAGGAAAACAUAGGACCUGCAAAACGUAUCAUAAGAAAGCUAACACUGUUAUGACACAGUUGCAGAAAGGUGAAUUGUUGGAAAAACCUCAACUGAGACACGGAUAUGCGGACAUGUGA
This is a messenger RNA of Diorhabda sublineata, 1680 nucleotides long. RefSeq names its product potassium/sodium hyperpolarization-activated cyclic nucleotide-gated channel 4-like. Lineage: Eukaryota; Metazoa; Arthropoda; Insecta; Coleoptera; Chrysomelidae. The coding region runs from base 1 to 1680 and encodes 559 amino acids. The record is from RefSeq and is a predicted model, not a curated record. The transcript has a single exon.